AUUUAAUAGGAUUUUAAUUGUAUCAGAUGUUAAAUUGUGUGGCACAUAAUCAACUGCGCAAAUUAUGACGUUUAUAGUUAUAAGCAGUUUGAUCUAUUUUAACAUUUGAACAGAACAAUUAAACCAUGUAAUGUCAGUUUCAUUUUGACCAAAAAAAUGUACAGAAGUGUAAUUGCUGAUUAAAAAUAACUUGAAAAAUACCAGUAAAUAUUUUAAUUAGAAACUGGAAAUUGAGAAACAAGACAAAUGAGUAUAAGGGGAAAGUGGUAAAAAUCAGUAAAAAGUGAUAAAAAUCAGUGAAAAGUGAUUAAAAUCAGAGAAAAGUGGUAAACAUUAGUGGGAAAAGUAAAUUACUGUAUAAUAUAAUAAUAUCCUCAGUAACAUUGCAAGGAAUAAGAAAUUUUAUAUAGAUUUAACAUUUAAAGCAGUAUGAACAGGUUCUUGAUCUUAUGAGAUAGAUAAAGAUAUACUUCAGUUUGUGAAGUAACAUACUGGAGACAAAUAAAGACAUUAAUGAUGGGGACAUUAUAUAGAGCUGUAUUUAUAGUUAUAAUAACUAUUAUGGUAUGGCAAGAAACUGUGCUUGCAGUAACAUUUGAUGAUGUGAAAACUGAUUUACUUGAAAUUGCUGACAACGUUUCUCCAAUAGAUGGAUUUGAUACACUUCGACCAUUGACUGAUUCUGAUCUAACAUUGAAUGUUACACUUGAUUGGAAUUUAGUGUCAAUCAAUGAUUUUGAUGAGACAAAUGGGUACAUGGAUGUGAGCGGUUUUGUCACCCUUGAAUGGAGUACUGACUUGUACACAACGUCCCAGGGUGUAACAGAUCUUCUAAAGCCAUCUAUGAUCUGGAAACCACCAAUAGUUCUACUGAACUCCGUAAAAACAUAUGAACUUAUUGGACAUGAUACCUCAGUAAAAAUUCGCUAUAAUUUCACAUCAAAGGAGUGUGAAUGGAAGCCUUGGGUUGUAGCAAGGGCUGCAUGCUCUCCGGAUGUCAAGUAUUACCCGUUUGAUAAACAGUUGUGUACUAUUAGACUGUCUGUAUGGGGUUAUAAGACAAAUGAAGUUAGUUUAAGUCCUAAAAACAAUGAGUGGAGUUUUCUGUAUUUUGAGGAGAAUGGUGAGUGGAAAAUAGACGAGACGUCUGUGGAGACAACUGAAAUCAACGAAUAUUCAGUGAUAGAUUAUAAGAUGAAGUUGACUCGUAGACCGUUAUAUUAUAUCAUCAAUUUAAUCUCACCAGUCGUGUUGCUAGGAGCUCUGAGUGCCUGCACAUUCCUUGUACCGAUUGAAUCAGGUGAGAGGAUAGGAUUCUCGGUCACGUGUUUCCUGACGUACGUUGUCCUGCUGAACAUGAUAAUGGGAUUUCUACCAACUUCUGGUAUACCCUUGUCAUAUUUGAGUUACUACACAUUUGUCAUGAUGAUAUUUAGUGCUGUGAUGACUGUAAUGACAAUCUUUACAAUCAGAAUUUAUCAUAAAUCAGAGUCAGAUCCUGUACCGGUCAUAUUAUCUUAUAUCUAUAGAUGCUUUACAUGCAGGUCGGCUAUAGAGAAAGAGAGUAAAAAUGUUCGAGACAAGGUCGUGCCAUUUGACACAGCAUCAGCCUCCUGGGACAAUGCUUCGAUAGCUGAAGAGACGUUUUCUCAGAGUAAUGAUAGAACAUCGUACAGCUCCGUGAGUACAGAAGUUGAAGAUGUUACAUGGAAAAAUAUUGCUAAAUUUAUAGACACAUUGCUGUUUGUUUGUUUUCUUGGAGGACAGAUAUUUUACUCUGUUGCCUACCUGGUGCCAAUUUUCUUAAACUGAACCAAGUUAUCGAAUGUAUUACGGGUAUACAUGUAGAAAAUCUUUUAUGCUUGAUUUAAUUUUAUAACAAGCGGUUUUUGAAAUUAUUUUUAUUUCACAGUUCAUAUUUUGAACUUGCUGAAAUCAUUUAUUUAAACCUAUUUUAAAUGUUAAGUUGAACUUACAGUUCAAUUAUGUGAUUAAAAAAUAAUAGAAAAUCAGUUGCUUUUGUGUGUUGAUUAUACAAUUAUUACACUA
Ruditapes philippinarum (Manila clam) is the source of this 2049-nucleotide messenger RNA. RefSeq names its product neuronal acetylcholine receptor subunit alpha-9-I-like. Gene Ontology annotation, cellular component: neuron projection; synapse; membrane. The transcript has a single exon. Gene Ontology annotation, molecular function: extracellular ligand-gated monoatomic ion channel activity; transmembrane signaling receptor activity; neurotransmitter receptor activity. The record is from RefSeq and is a predicted model, not a curated record. NCBI's taxonomy places the organism in Eukaryota, Metazoa, Mollusca, Bivalvia, Venerida, Veneridae. The coding region runs from base 514 to 1812 and encodes 432 amino acids. Gene Ontology annotation, biological process: chemical synaptic transmission; monoatomic ion transmembrane transport; regulation of membrane potential.